AUGCCAUCAGUUGCAGAAGCAAAAGAUUUAGAAGUAGAAUCAUACUCGGUGGUGACGAAUGUCAAUAUAAUUAAUGAUCCAAAAUUAAAUCAAUAUGAUACAAUUGAAAUAUCAAAAGAUUUAUUCAUAAAAUUAUUUCCAACCAUUUCUGAAAAUGACAUAAAUUACCCAAUUCAUACCCCACAAUCAACAUAUAUUUUAAUAAAACUUUUAGGAGCUCCUGAUUUUUUUGACAGGUUUCAAAUUUUAAAAGUUGAUAAAGUAUUAUUUAAAUUACAAAAUUCUAUAAAUUUCAUAAAUAAUUCAAAUUUAGUCAAAUUUAGUAAUGAUUCAUUAACUUUCAAUAAAGCUAUCUUAAAAUCCAUAUCCGUCAACGAAAUUCCAAAAUUAAGUCAAAUUUUUAUCUCGGUGCCUAAUGAUAUUUAUCACUUACUAAAAAAUAAAUCUCAACAAUCUUUAAAACAAUUAUUUAUUACCCAAUUUUUACAAGAAAAUGGCAAUGUUAUUAAUGAAGGUGAUUGUGUUAGAGCCAUAAAUGGUAAAGCUAAAUUAUGUGAACCUUUAGCUCAAGGUAUGGUUGAUUUUGAUACCAACUUUGUAUUAAUUAACCAAAAUGAAGAACCACCACAAGAAGAUAUAUUAGAUGAGUUAGAGGUAAAAGAGUUAGAGCCAUUAGAUUUAUCUUCCUAUUUAUCUUUUAGUUUACAAUUUGAUAAAGAACCACAGCAUUCACCAGCAAAGUUUUUGGUAAAACCUUUACCAGAAAAAAUGAAUAUUGAUGAUUUACCACAACACUUAUCAAAAGAAGAUACUGAAUUGUUUGUAUAUAUUAACAACUCGGAUUUCAUGAAAUUGGGGUUUCCCAUUUAUAAUGGAGAUCUUGUUAAAAUUAAAACACCACUAGAGACAAUAAUUGUGAGAAUUUUCAGUUUUAUUGAACCACAGGCAUCUUUUGCAAGUGGAUCUGUAUAUACGUCACCAAUUUUAUUAGUUAAUUUACAACUACAAAAAGAUACCACUAUAGAGUUUGAACAAGUAUCAAAAAAUUCGUCUUUAACUUCAAUCAUCCCAAUUGCAGAAUCUGCUACAAUUUCAAGAGUAAGUUCACAAAUUACAAUGGAUAAAACAUUUCAAACUAAUUUUUUCUCAAGUUUAAAAACUAUUUUAAGUGAUCAAUUAAAAUGUGUUAAAGAAGGUGAUUACUUCCCAGUGGUGAUUGAUACGGUUUUAUCCAAAAUUAUGUUUGACAAUAUACCUGAAGAGAAUAAUCAAGAAAAUGAAAGCACAAACGAGCAUAAUAAUGAUGUUAUACCUAUUGGUGAUCCAGAUGCAGUUGCAUGGUUCAAAAUUACAGAAAUUAAAGGUACAAACAUUGUUGGCACCAAUCAAUUUCUUAUUGAUCCAACAAAGACUUUACUUGUCUCUUCGGGGGUAGAAAGUAGUAAAUUACCAAUAAAUAACUACAACAAUUGGUAUCAAUAUUUAAACUUACCACCAAUUUUCAAAUAUUCAGGAGAAAAAGAUUUCAAAUAUGCGCAAGAAUUUUCAAAAAUCUUAGAAACUUGUACUUCAUCAAAAAUUAAUUUGAAAACUAGCAUAUUAUUAACUUCAAUGAGUAGAGGAAUUGGUAAAACUACUUUAGUGAGAAGCACAUGUAUAGAAAUGGGGUUAAACCUUAUAGAGUUGGACUGUUUUGAUUUUAUAAACCCUGGUCAAGAAUUGAAAACAAUUGGAUUAUUAAGUGGUAAAAUAGAUAAAUUAAUUGCUUUGGGAACUUCCAAAACCAGUGCAUUUCAUGUCAUAUAUUUGAAACAUAUUGAGAAUUUAUGUCCUAAAACAGAUGAAAAUGAUCAAAACUCAAGUAUUUUCACAUCUUUAUCAUUAAAAAUUAUACAACUCAUCAAUGACUAUCUCACAACUUAUUCAAAUUUGGUUUUUGUUAUGAGUUGUAAUGAUUAUGAUAAACUAAAUGACAACCUCAAAUCAAUUUUAAAAUUCACUAUAGAAUUUACAGUCCCAACAGAAAACGAAAGAUUAGAAAUUUUCAAAUACCUUAUAGAAAAUGAAAAACAUAAACACACAGCAAGGGAAUUAACUUCGUAUCCAUUUGUUAUCAGAAAAGAUAUCAAUUACAAAACAUUAGCAUUGCAAUCAGCUGGUUUAACUCCAAGAGAUCUUAUAUCCAUCAUUAAAAAAUCCAAAAAAUUAGCUAUUAAAAGGUUACUCAAAUUAUCAAAGAGUCUAAACAUUCCAAUUGAGAAACUAACUAAUAUUGGAAAUGGUGGUAUCAUCACUUGGAUACCAGAGGAUUUUGAAUUAGCCAUAAAUGAAGCAAGAAACCAAUUUAGUGAUUCUAUUGGUGCUCCAAGAAUCCCAAAUGUUAAAUGGGAAGAUAUUGGAGGAUUAGAUUUAGUCAAGGAUGAAAUCUUAGAUACUAUAGAUAUGCCAUUAAAACAUCCAGAAUUAUUUAAUAACGGAUUAAAGAAGAGAAGUGGUAUAUUAUUUUAUGGACCACCAGGUACUGGUAAAACUUUAUUAGCCAAAGCUAUUGCAACAAAUUUCUCACUUAAUUUUUUUUCAGUUAAAGGUCCUGAAUUAUUAAAUAUGUAUAUUGGAGAAUCAGAAGCUAAUGUUCGUAGAGUUUUCCAAAGAGCAAGAGAUGCUAAACCAUGUGUUAUAUUUUUUGAUGAAUUAGAUUCUGUUGCUCCUAAAAGAGGUAACCAAGGAGACUCUGGUGGUGUAAUGGAUAGAAUUGUUUCUCAAUUAUUAGCAGAAUUAGAUGGGAUGAGUAGUGAUGGAGGUGAUGGAGUGUUUGUCGUUGGUGCAACAAAUAGACCUGAUUUAUUAGACGAAGCAUUGUUAAGACCUGGUAGAUUUGAUAAAAUGUUGUAUCUUGGUAUAUCAGACACUGAUGAAAAACAAACUAAAAUUAUGGAAGCAUUAACUAGAAAAUUUAAAUUAGAUGAUAAUGUGAAUUUAGAAGAAAUAGCUAAGAGAUGUUCAUUUACAUAUACUGGUGCUGAUUUUUAUGCCAUAUGUUCAGAUUCAAUGUUGAAUGCAAUGACAAGAGUUGCAAAUGAAGUUGAUGAAAAAAUUAAAAUAUAUAACAAUGAGUUAACUUUACAAAAUAAACCAGAAAUUAAUUCAAGAUGGUGGUUUGAUAACGUUGCGACAAAAGAAGAUAUAACAGUUUCUGUAAAAAUGGAAGAUUUUAUAAAAGCUCAACAAGAAUUAAAUCCAUCAGUUUCUGCAGAAGAAUUACAACAUUAUUUAAAAGUUAGAGAAAAUUUCGAGGGUGGUAAAGAAAAAGCUCAAAAUGAACAAGAAAAUGGAUCUAUAGAAAUAAAUGGUAAUGGUCAUUAG
Molecule: messenger RNA, 3363 nt
Organism: Lodderomyces jiufengensis
Lineage: Eukaryota; Fungi; Ascomycota; Pichiomycetes; Serinales; Debaryomycetaceae
Gene: PEX6
Product: AAA family ATPase peroxin 6
Exons: 1
Coding region: 1-3363 (1120 amino acids)
Biological process (GO): protein import into peroxisome matrix
Cellular component (GO): peroxisomal membrane; cytosol
Molecular function (GO): ATP hydrolysis activity; ATP binding
Source: RefSeq, a predicted model, not a curated record